Molecule: messenger RNA, 1379 nt
Organism: Melopsittacus undulatus (budgerigar)
Lineage: Eukaryota; Metazoa; Chordata; Aves; Psittaciformes; Psittaculidae
Gene: FAM3B
Product: FAM3 metabolism regulating signaling molecule B
Exons: 9
Coding region: 290-1042 (250 amino acids)
Biological process (GO): insulin secretion
Source: RefSeq, a predicted model, not a curated record
CAUCCUCUCAGCUGGUGUUUUAUACUGAUUUUUAACUGCUGAUGUAUUUUUACAGUCUUCCAGUUUACACAUAUAUUCCCUUUCAUUGACUAACUUAUACCCAUGACUUUCCCACAGUCCUGAAAUAUCAACCCACUGUGACUGCCCUUGUCUGUUGCCAUCCUGGCCCACAGAUCUCCAUCAUCUUCGGGUGACUUGAGCCUGUCACAGUAGCAUCAGCCUGGGUCCUUGUUGAGAAAUCUUGUUUUGGCAGAAUGGUUCAAAGAAGAGCUCCAGGACAUAGCAGAGGAUGUCAUCAAGCUACAGGCACUUUGGGAUUGCUGAUAGCAGGGACCUUGCCAAUGCAGCUCCCUCUGGUGUUAUGAAAUUAGGAAGGAUUCUGAUUACUUCAUUGGCUGCUUGGUGUUUGGGAUACUUAUUUGCUGUUCUUUUACGCCAAAAGACGAUAACACCUAUGGCUAAUCUUCAAGACAUUGGAAGGAAACCAGUGUUGAGGGUCCCAGUCCCAAAAAGACAGAAAUGUGAUCACUGGUCUCCCUGCUCACCAGGGAGCUACGCUUAUCGGAUUCUUAGUGGUGGUGGCAAAGGAAAGCUGGCUAAAAUUUGUUUUGAGGAUGAGCUGCUUAUAAGUGAAGAGAAGGGUAAUGUUGGAAGAGGUAUAAACAUUGCCAUUGUGAAUUAUAAAACAGGAAAAGUUACAUCAACACAGUUUUUUGACAUGUGGGAAGGAGACCACUCAGGAGAGAUGACGGCUUUCAUUAAGAAUGCACCAGAAGAGUCCCUCCUUUUGAUGGUGACUCAUGAUGAUGGAAGCACCCGGUUGAAAAAUGAUGCCAAAAAGUCAGUAGAAGAUCUGGGAAGUAAAGAAAUACGGAAUAUAAAAUUCAGGUCAAGCUGGGCUUUUAUAGCUGCCAAAGGCUUCAAGCUGCCAGAUGACAUCCAAAAAGAAAAGAUAAACCACUCUGACCAGAAGAAGAACAGGUACAGAGGGUGGCCAGCUGAAAUCCAAAUAGAAGGCUGUAUCCCAAGAAACCUGAUCUGAACAAAUGCAUACCUCAUUAAUAAAGAUGAUUGUCUAUUUUUGUAUCUAUGACUCUAGGAAAUUGCCUCCAGAACCCAAUAAGCAUCUGAACACUAACUGUAAAAUAAUCAUGUACAGUUUUAUGCCUUUCUUUCCUCUGUGAGGUUUUACUCUAAUCUGAAAACAAAUAGGUAUUUUGAUAAUAUGUAGAAAUAAAGUACUUUGGUUUAGAGUGUUCAGAAAGUCAGUCAUAAAAUAGUAGGAUUUUUAAAAGUGAGUACACGUUGCAAUUUUAGGGUUUUGAUUUUGUUUGUUUGGUUUUAGCACAUGUUCUCCUUAGCUUCCCCUUAAAGACUAA